AUGGCCAAACUCUCAUCUCUAGGGUCCAUACGUUUUCAUGGUGUAGGUGGCCGCACAAUUGCGAAGGUUCGGAAGUUUGAUUUAGGCAUAAUUCGCCGUCUAGGUCCUGAUAUUAUAGUCUUGGAGUUGGGUUCUAACGACUUAACCAAACUGCCGGCACAAACCGUCGGUUCGGAGCUUGAAACUUUAGUGCGCUAUCUGCACGACGAGUUUAAUGUGAAAAGCAUUGCAGUAUGCCAAGUUAUUCGGCGGCACUCCCCUCAGUGUACUGCGUACAAUUUAAAAGUUACCAAACUUCAUUUGUAUCUUAAGGCUGUUCUCGAACCAAUACCUUACUGCUUAUACUGGAAACACAGGGGUUUCUGGAACUCCCGGGAAAACAUUUACUUACCGGAUGGAGUUCACUUAAAUGAUUUAGGGAACUUAAAGUUGUUUCGAAGUAUCCGGGGUGCAGUCAUUAAGGCCGCAGGCCUAGUGGGCUGAUAAUUUCACAAUUUGAUGAAUUCCUAAGUGCAUACUUAUGUCGUUGUAAUAUAUAGUGACGAGUGAGGCAUUUUUCGCUUAUAGCCUGACUAGUGCCAAUUUUACUUAUGAGUUAUCGGUGCCCGACACAUGGCGUAAUUAGUGUACUUAUUUUUUGGCGGCUAUCACGAUAGUGUGCCCAGUGCACUCAGGCCAUUAUAGGACGUUUGUCCUCAAUAUGUCCAUGCACCAUAUCCUCUAUAUUUUGUUUGUCGCUUGAGACAGGCCUGUCAGAAUUUUUGCCUCAAGUCACAUGUUUAUUUUUUGAUAUAGUGAUACCCGACACAUAAUUUUUGCGCCCGGUGAACCUUGGUGCGCCUAUCACUAUUGUUUUGUGUCCAUGUAUCAUAUAUCCACAUUUUUCCUCUAUUGCAUUCGAUCCGUUGCGUACACCAAAAUUUGGCCGGCUGACUGCAACCCGUUUUUUACUCUCUUUACUAUGCUUUGUUUAAUUACUUAUGUUAUUGGUCUUAGUCAUGCGUUACUGGUCAUUAAUGUUGUGCGGUUUAUUUAAGUCAUGCCUCCUAAAAGAAAAUCAGCUAGACAGGCGGGUAGGUCAGCUGCCAAGAUCACAAAACGAGCGACCCCAUCCUCUAGUGCCUCGAGUGACCUGGCCGAGGUUUCAGCAGCGCAACAAACAGCUGAACCUGUGAACCUCGUGGACUUAACGAGCGUGGUCACAUUGGCAGUGACAGAGGCCCUGAAAGCAGUUGGAGUUGGGCAAACGACCCCAUUAUCCAGUCCCCCCACGGUUAACCCAAGUCCUGGGCCUGUAGAUGCCUCAGCCACAGUGGAGACCGCCACAGCUGCCGAGAUAGCCAGCAUUUCAUUCCUGUAG
Porites lobata is the source of this 1360-nucleotide messenger RNA. NCBI's taxonomy places the organism in Eukaryota, Metazoa, Cnidaria, Anthozoa, Scleractinia, Poritidae. The record is from the annotation of a GenBank genome assembly.